AUGGAUGUUUCUCUGGACGCCAACAUUCUCGACCAGCUCAAUACCACUGAGACUAAAGCCCUCCACGAUAUAAGCGACAGUCUGAGUGCUUGUGGCGUUGGUCGUAUCGUCAAUCUUCCGCAAAUCAUCGUCGUUGGUGAUCAGUCCGCUGGCAAGUCAUCCGUUCUUGAGGCUAUUUCCCAUGUUCGCUUUCCAGUCCAAGGAAAUCUUUGCACAAGGUUUGCAACUGAGCUCAUUUUCAGAAGAGCUAAUGAGACUCGAAUCGAUGUGAGCGUCAGAUUUGAAGACAGAUCGAAACCAGCAAAGAGAUUCCAGAAGGCUGGGUUUCGUGAGGAUGACUUGGGCGACAUCAUCACGGAAGCCAAAGAGUGCAUGGGCUUUGGCAAGGCCGGGAUGGAGUUCUCCAAGGAUGUGCUCCGUCUUGAAAUCGAGGGGCCAAAAAUGUACCCACUGAGUCUCGUUGACCUUCCAGGAUUCUUUCACGUGGCUACCGAAAACCAGUCAACCAGUGGUAAAGAAACGGUCGAUCAGCUUGUCGAGAGCUACAUGCGACAGAAGAACAGCAUUAUCCUGCUGGUUAUCACUGCGAAUAAUAACCUUGCCAAUCACCUAGCCCUCCAGAAAGCUAAGAACAUCGAUCCGGAACGACGACGAACCAUUGGUGUCAUCACGAAGCCUGAUUUGACUCGCCCUGGUUAUGAUGCUGAGAAGGAAUACAUCAAGCUGGCCAAGAACCAGGAAGCCGCGCAUAAGCUGCAGCUCGGGUGGCAUGUCCUGCGUAACAGGGCUGAAGAUGAGGACAGCUUGGAAGGUCGAGACCAGGUCGAAGACGCAUUCUUCCAGAAGGGCGCUUGGGCGACUAUUCCCUCCGAAAAUCGUGGCAUUGUGAGUUUGCGAAAGAAGCUCAGUCAUGUGCUCUAUAGUCACAUUCGCAACAGUCUGCCUGGAGUUAUUACAGACAUCGAAACGACGCUUAGAGAGCGACAAGAGGAACUUGAUCGUCUUGGAAAAUCUCGAUCCACUCAAGAGGACCUCAGGUCUUUUCUCCUUGGCAUUGCCAGUGACUUUCAGCGGCUCGCCAGAGAUGGCAUAUACGGCCGAUACAAUGACGAAUUUUUCGGUGGUUUACAAGACGAUCACCGAAAGUUGCGGGCACAGCUGCGGAACUUCAGCCGAGCUUUUGAUCAUAUCCUUCAAACUAAGGGGUCGACUCAUGUCACCGUCUCAGAUGAUGACAGUGAUUAUUCGGAUGGUGACGACAUCCCCGGGUACCUAGAAGAGUUUCUGGAACGUUAUCCAUACAACCCUCCCGAGCCGAAGAAAAUCACGAGACGCGAGCUCGCUGAGCAACUUGAGAAACAAGCCGCUGCCAAUCAAGGGCUGGAAUUCCCAGGAACUCCAAAUAAGGAUCUUGCCAUGCAACUCUUCAAGCAACAAGCAGCACCAUGGAGAGGUAUUGCCGAGUCACAUGUCAAGCUGGUAACGACCGUUGCAAAGGCUUUUGUUGAUCAGGUCUUUGAGUAUGUUGUUGGAUCCCCACGGACGAAUCGAACUACUGAGGUGAUCCUGUCAACCUGCGUCGACCCAUUCUUCGAUGAAAAGGAAAAGGUGCUUCAGGAGAAGAUCAACGAGCUCCUGAGACCUUAUAUUCAAGGUUACGCACUUCCUCUUGACUUGUUAUUCUACGACAUGCUAUCAAAAACCUCAAACGAAAAGCUAGAGAGACGCAUUUCAGCUAUUCUACAGCAGAAGUAUCCGCACAUAUACGAGAGUAACGUAGCUAAGACAGGCGAGACGAGCAAGAAAGCUGACUCUAAAACAAUUGCUCAAGACAUCAAUGAGGAAUAUGACCUUGAAGAUAGUGAGUUUGGAAUCAACAAAGUCAUAGACAUGAUGUUGACAUAUUAUAAGAUGUCUCUGCGCACCUUCACCGACAAUGUCAUCAACUUGGCGGUUGAAAGUUGCCUCGUGUAUGAUAUACCAGAUAUCCUCACACCCACAAAGGUAGAUCGGAUGAGUAAGGAAAGACUUGAGGAGUUGGCCGGUGAAUCGGACGAUACAUCGUCUCGAAGAAAGAGCCUGCAGGAAGAGGUCAAGAUCCUCAGACAAGGGUUGGCUCAAUGCCGGCGAUAUAAGCCAAGAGCAGUAACACGUAGGUCACACGGCUCAGAAACUGAAUCGUUAUGA
Molecule: messenger RNA, 2187 nt
Organism: Fusarium oxysporum Fo47
Lineage: Eukaryota; Fungi; Ascomycota; Sordariomycetes; Hypocreales; Nectriaceae
Product: P-loop containing nucleoside triphosphate hydrolase protein
Exons: 2
Coding region: 1-2187 (728 amino acids)
Cellular component (GO): membrane; cytoplasm; microtubule
Molecular function (GO): GTPase activity; microtubule binding; GTP binding
Source: RefSeq, a predicted model, not a curated record